AUGGAUGGGAUCUGGACCCUGGUUCUGUGUUUGGGAGUUGUGUGUUUUGCUGUGCCUGGUUCGACUCAGGAUCCAAACAGGACAUUGUUUCUGAUCUCAGGUCCGAACGUGUUGCAUGCUGGGACACCCACUCCGCUGGCUGUCACCGUUUUUGCGCACUUCCCCGGCAGGGUGACUGCUGAACUGGCACAUGGCAACACCAGCGUAGGCCAAACGGAGGACUUCCAAGGAGGGUUGACCAGGGUCCUCACACUCCCUCCUGUUCCCGGCUCCGUAACGCAGAAUUCUCUCUUAAACUUGACGGUGAGAGGCUACAAGGGUGACAGUCUGAUUUUCUCCAACACCACCACCCUCAGCUUCAACCUCAAGAAUGUCUCCUCCGUCAUCCAAACGGACAGAUCACGCUGCCAGCCAGGCGAUACCAUCAGAGUCAGAGUUGUGUCUGUCCAGAUGGAUAACCAUCCAUACAAAGGCAGAGUGGAUAUCUCUGUACGGGAUCCCAGUGGGAAUGUUGUCGACAGGUGGGAGUCCACAGGGAAUCUGGGGAUUGUUUUGCGGGAAUUCAGUUUAUCCCAGUCAGCUCCUCUUGGAGAGUGGGCGAUCGCAACAACAGUGAACGGCGUGAAUCAUGAGAAAACAUUCACUGUGGAGCAUCAUGAGGGUCCUCAGUUUGAAGUGCUGGUCAAGACGCCUUCACGGGUCCUUGUUGGAGGUGACAUCUCCGGAUCACUCAGGAUCUCUAGAUACGACAGGAGGCCUCUGAGCUCACAGGAUCUCAUGUACUCGGCUGUGGUUGAGGUCACACAGAGAAAGUCCGCGAUGAACGCCGAACCCACAACCCUGACAGUCCCGGUGCCCGAGGACGGGAACGUCCACAUUAAGUUUAAAUUGCAGGAUCAAGUGGAGAUGCUUUUUAUGCGGGCCAGAUUCCAAUCCAGUGAGGAGACUCUGAGUGUGUACAACAACUACUCCUCCCCUAGUGGCUCAUAUAUUCAGAUCUCCCCAAUCGAUACCUUACCUGCACAGGUGAGCUCUCGAGGUCAGGUCGUGGCCGCUGGAACAAAGAAUUCCUCCCCUUUUCCUCUGACCCCAACACUGUCCUGGUCCCCUGAGGCCUUUGUCACUGUCUACUGCAUCCUCUCGAAUGGAGAGGUCACCAGUGACACGGCGCACAUACCCAUCAAUCAACACAGCGAUCUAUCGCUAAAGUGGAGCAGUGACGAGGCCCAGCCAGGUGAACAGGUAUCACUCACUGUGACUACCCUUGAGCCCAGGUCCCAGGUGGGAAUUGCGGUAAUGGGGGCUCAUGAUGACGGCACUCCAGAGGAUGACCAGGACUUAAAAGUGAAGCAGGUAUGUGAUAACACUUGGACAAGCGGGACAAUAACAGUGCCAGACGGUGUUACUUCUUUGAGAGCUGUAGCACUGGUAAUGUCAGACAACCUGGGUUUGGGCUUCACUCCGGUGCCAGUGAAGCUGACUGUAUCCAAAGAUUUCUCAUUGUCUCUGAAUGUCCCGUCGUACCUCAUCAGGGGAGAGGAGAUUGUGCUAGAGGUGAACAUCAUCAACCAUUUAGACCAGGACAUAGAGGUGAUCAUGCUGCUUGCACAGAGCAAGGCCUUUGAGUUUGUUUUGGGAGACAGAGGGGAUGUCUCUGUGGUAAAUGCCCAAAAACUCACCUUAGGGAGUCAUGCCUCUACUUCAGCCCUGUUCCCUAUAAGGCCUGUAGCUCUGGGUGUGAUGGAAAUAUCCGUUGACGCCGUAUGUGCUGAGGCCUCAGACAGCAUAGUCCGGAAAGUGCUUGUGAAGCCUGAGGGCGUGGAGCGGUUCUUCUCAGAGACUCUGUUUCUGGAGCUGGCACCAGAGAAGCAGAGCAACACCAGAACCCUCUCCUUCUCCUUCCCACCAGAUAUGGUACCGGGCAGCCAGAGGGCCCAUGUGGCGCUGGUUGGCGACAUCUUGGCCUUGUCCUUCAACUUGGAUUCUCUGGUUCAGAUGCCUCUUGGCUGUGGGGAGCAGAACAUGAUCCACUUUGCUCCAAGUGUUUAUGUUCUCCAGUACCUGGAAAAGUCAAACCUGGAAAAUAAGGAGAUCAGGAGCAGGGCUCUGGGUGUUAUGAAUGAGGGAUAUCGGAGACAACUGUCCUACCAACGAGACGAUGGGUCCUUCAGUGCUUUUGGAGCCAGCGACACCUCUGGGAGCACGUGGCUGACGGCCUUUGUGCUGCGGUGCUUCCUCCAGGCUCAGCCCUACAUGCAGAUAGAUUACAGUGUCCUGACCAGAGCCAUGGCUUGGCUCUUGAAACACCAGGGGCCUCAGGGAGAGUUCAGUGAGGUGGGCAGGUUGAUCCACACUGAGAUGCAGGGAGGACUGGAUAAUGGCCCAGUGGCACUCACUGCCUAUGUGCUGAUUGCACUGCUGGAGGAGGAGACCUAUUCGGAAACGUACCCAGGCAAUGUGUCCCUGGCUCAGACGUACCUGGAGAGUCAAGUGACCGGCGGGGUGGUCAGUAACUACAGCCUGUGUCUGGUGGCAUAUGCUUUAGUUCUGGCCAACAGUCGUAUGGCUGACACUGCCCUGUCUGAGCUCAUCAGGCGAGCUGACAACACAGUUCCUAAGAUCCAGAUCCAUCAAGAGCAGCAGCAACAAUGA
This is a messenger RNA of Seriola dumerili (greater amberjack), 2652 nucleotides long. Its product is annotated as CD109 antigen-like. The coding region runs from base 1 to 2652 and encodes 883 amino acids. Gene Ontology annotation, molecular function: endopeptidase inhibitor activity. The record is from RefSeq and is a predicted model, not a curated record. Lineage: Eukaryota; Metazoa; Chordata; Actinopteri; Carangiformes; Carangidae. The transcript has 20 exons.